Aethina tumida (small hive beetle) is the source of this 1892-nucleotide messenger RNA. Its product is annotated as heat shock 70 kDa protein-like. The transcript is spliced from 2 exons. Gene Ontology annotation, molecular function: ATP-dependent protein folding chaperone; misfolded protein binding; ATP hydrolysis activity. Lineage: Eukaryota; Metazoa; Arthropoda; Insecta; Coleoptera; Nitidulidae. Gene Ontology annotation, biological process: cellular response to unfolded protein; protein refolding. The record is from RefSeq and is a predicted model, not a curated record. The coding region runs from base 34 to 1869 and encodes 611 amino acids. Gene Ontology annotation, cellular component: cytoplasm.
AUUGGGAUUGAUCUUGGUACGGUAAAUUCAUGCAUGGCUAUAUAUGAUGGCAAAAAAGUGAAGAUUUUGGAAACUCGUGAUGGGGCAACUACGCCUUCCUUUGUGUUUUUUGAUCCCAAAUCAAAAGAUGUAGUCGUGGGUGAAUCUGGCAUAACCGUUAAGCGUGAAUUUGAAAAUGGCUUGUACGAUUCAAAGAGGUUUAUUGGCCGACAAUUUAAUGACAAAAUUGUGCAGUCCAUCUACAAGAAGUAUCCGUUCAAAGUAAUAUCGGAAGGUAACGAUAUCAAAUUUGAAAUCACCAAACAAAGUAAGAAGACAUGCAUAACCCCCCAAGAAGUUAGUGCAGAAAUACUCAAAUAUUUUGUCAAUCGUUUAAAAUCCGACUACGACUUUGAACAUUUAAAAGCUGUGAUCACAGUUCCAGCAUAUUUCAAUAAUAAUCAAAGAAGUGCAACUAUGGAAGCUGCCAAAUUAGCAGGCAUAGAUGUAAUUAGGCUUCUGAGUGAACCUACUGCGGCAUCGAUUUAUUAUCUUUAUUCCCUUGGCGAAUUUCAAAAGACCGUUAUGGUAUUUGAUUUUGGUGGUGGCACUUUCGAUGUGUCAAUAGUAAAAACUGCGAAAAAUGAUAUUUGUGUCAAAUGUAUUGACGGUCAUGAAUGUUUGGGAGGAAGGAACUUGGAUGAUUUAAUAUUUGAUCAUUUUAUUAAAGAGUUUAAGGCGAAAGGAGUUGAACUUACAGAUAAUGAACGAAGACGAUUGAAGCCAUCUUGUGAACAACUUAAGAAAAAACUUAGCAAACAAACGAUUGCGCAAGUGAAUGUUGAGUCAUUUACCGAUGAUUAUGAUAUAACGCUUAAACUUAGCAGAGAACAAUUCGAUGUAAUUACCGCUUCUUUGAUGGAAAAAUGUAUUGAUAUAGUUGAUAGAUGUCUUAGUCAAAAUAAACUGAGAAAGAAAGAUAUAGAUGAAAUAGUUUUGAUUGGAGGAUCAACAAAAAUUCCGAAAAUUCAACAAAUGCUCUCCCAAUAUUUUGAUGGAAUGGAGAUAAAGAAGAUAUUAGACCCGGCUACAGCUGUAGCAGCUGGUGCUUCUAUUGAAGCCUAUAAUUUGCAUUAUAUGAAGCUUCGCAAUCUUAACAAAAAAUUACCCACUAUUGAUACAGGGCACCAGCUUAAAAGUUACAUAAAUGUAAGUGAUGUCACUUCGUUUUCAAUUGGAAUGGAAGUCAUGUUUAACGGAAUGUUUUGGGUGAUAAACAGAAAUACACCAAUACCAACAGAGGGUACUUUUAAAUUUUUAACAUCGGCCAAUAAUCAGAAGACAGCUGAACUCGAUAUCUACGAAGGUCGAUGGAAUUACAGUUUGGCUAACAAUUUAUUGGGAAAAAUAACAAUUGACGAUUUACCAAGGAAACCAAGGGGGGAGGUAGCAAUAACAAUAUUUGUCAGUGUGGAUGAAAAUAACAUUUUAUCUGUAACCGGAGAAGUGGAAUCAACUGGUGUAAAAAAGAACAUAAAAAUAUCUCUGAGUAAUAAUAAUUUCGCUCCGAAAAUAAGCGAAUGGGAUGAUUUAAAGGAUUUGUUAUUUGAAAAAAUUCGUUUAAUAAAAUGCAUAGCUCAAUUUGCUUGUGAUGAUUAUAUUACAAAAUAUCAAAAUAACUCAGUUUCUAGAUGCAUUGAUUUCUUAAAUAAACUUAAGAAUGUAUCGAAUACAGAUAUAAAUGAAUUAAAAAGAUGUAUUUCAGACUUCUUGGGAGAAAUGAAAUCUAUUAAUAAUAAUAAGCUAAUAAUAGCGUUCACCCCUAUCUUAAAUCUUAUUAAUUCAGACAUAGAUUCUGUACAUAGUUAUUUUAAUUCACUCAAACAUUGAAAAUAUAAGAUUAUAAUUAUAGG